Molecule: messenger RNA, 10478 nt
Organism: Jaculus jaculus (lesser Egyptian jerboa)
Lineage: Eukaryota; Metazoa; Chordata; Mammalia; Rodentia; Dipodidae
Gene: Celsr2
Product: cadherin EGF LAG seven-pass G-type receptor 2
Exons: 34
Coding region: 13-8784 (2923 amino acids)
Biological process (GO): G protein-coupled receptor signaling pathway; homophilic cell-cell adhesion; cell surface receptor signaling pathway
Cellular component (GO): plasma membrane
Molecular function (GO): G protein-coupled receptor activity; calcium ion binding
Source: RefSeq, a predicted model, not a curated record
AGCUUGGGAGAGAUGCGGAGCCGGUCUGCCAGCGCCCUCCUCCCAACGCCGCUGCCGCCGCCGCCACUGCUGCUGUUGCUGCUGCUGCUGCCGUCGCCGACCCUGCUGGGAGACCAAGUGGGGCCCUGUCGUUCCCUGGGGUCGGGGGGACGCGGCUCCUCGGGGACCUGCGCCCCCGUGGGCUGGCUCUGCCCAGCCUCCGCCUCGAACCUCUGGCUCUACACCAGCCGCUGCAGGGAUACGGGCACUGAGCUGACCGGCCACCUGGUACCCCAUCACGAUGGCCUGAGGGUCUGGUGUCCAGAAUCAGGGGCUCACAUUCCCCUUCCGCCAGCCCCUGAAGGUUGCCCCUGGAGCUGUCGUCUCCUUGGCAUUGGAGGCCACCUUUCUCCACAGGGCAAACUGACCCUGCCCCAAGAGCACCCAUGCUUAAAGGCUCCUCGUCUGAAAUGCCAAUCCUGCAAGUUGGCACAGGCCCCAGGUCUCAGGGUUGGAGAAGGGUCCGCGGACGAAUCAGUGGGUGGACGCAGGAAAAGGAAUGUGAAUACAGCCCCUCAGUUUCAGCCACCCAGCUAUCAGGCCACAGUGCCCGAGAACCAGCCAGCAGGUACCUCUGUGGCAUCCUUACGGGCCAUCGACCCAGAUGAGGGUGAAGCAGGCCGACUUGAGUACACCAUGGAUGCCCUCUUCGAUAGCCGCUCCAAUCAGUUCUUCUCCUUGGACCCAAUCACUGGUACUGUGACCACAGCGGAGGAACUGGAUCGGGAGACCAAGAGCACCCACGUCUUCAGGGUUACUGCCCAAGAUCAUGGCAUGCCACGACGGAGUGCCCUGGCCACACUCACCAUCCUGGUGACUGACACCAACGAUCACGACCCUGUCUUUGAGCAGCAGGAAUAUAAAGAAAGCCUUAGGGAGAACUUGGAGGUGGGCUAUGAAGUACUUACUGUCAGGGCCACGGAUGGUGAUGCCCCUCCCAAUGCCAACAUUCUUUAUCGCCUGCUGGACGGGUCUGGGGGCAGCCCCUCAGAAGUCUUUGAGAUUGACCCUCGAUCUGGGGUGAUCCGAACCCGUGGCCCUGUGGAUCGGGAAGAGGUGGAAUCUUACAAGUUGACGGUGGAGGCAAGUGACCAGGGUCGGGACCCCGGUCCACGGAGUGCCACAGCUGCUGUUUUCCUGUCUGUGGAGGAUGACAAUGACAAUGCUCCCCAGUUUAGUGAGAAGCGUUAUGUGGUCCAGGUGCGGGAGGAUGUGACUCCAGGGUCCCCAGUACUCCGUGUCACAGCUUCAGAUCGAGACAAGGGCAGCAAUGCCCUGGUGCACUACAGCAUCAUGAGUGGUAAUGCAAGAGGACAGUUUUAUCUGGAUGCUCAGACUGGGGCCUUGGAUGUGGUAAGCCCACUUGACUAUGAGACGACCAAAGAGUACACCCUACGAGUCCGGGCACAGGACGGUGGCCGGCCCCCACUCUCCAACGUCUCUGGCCUGGUCACAGUGCAAGUCCUGGAUAUCAAUGAUAAUGCCCCCAUCUUUGUGAGCACUCCUUUCCAGGCCACCGUCCUGGAGAGUGUCCCCUUAGGCUACCUGGUUCUCCACGUGCAGGCAAUUGAUGCGGACGCUGGUGACAAUGCUCGCUUGGAAUACAGCCUGGCUGGGGUUGGCCAUGACUUCCCCUUCACCAUCAACAAUGGCACAGGCUGGAUCUCUGUGGCUGCUGAGCUGGACCGGGAGGAGGUUGAUUUCUAUAGCUUUGGAGUGGAAGCCCGAGACCACGGCGCUCCGGCGCUCACCGCCUCCGCCAGCGUCAGUGUGACCGUCCUGGAUGUCAAUGACAACAACCCGACUUUUACCCAACCGGAGUACACAGUGCGGCUCAACGAGGAUGCAGCCGUGGGCACCAGUGUGGUGACAGUGUCAGCCGUGGAUCGUGAUGCCCACAGCGUCAUCACCUACCAGAUCACCAGCGGCAAUACCCGCAACCGCUUCUCCAUCACCAGCCAGAGCGGUGGCGGCCUGGUCUCCCUUGCCUUGCCCUUGGACUACAAACUCGAGCGGCAGUAUGUGCUGGCUGUGACUGCCUCCGAUGGCACGAGGCAGGACACAGCCCAGGUCGUGGUAAAUGUCACUGACGCCAACACCCACCGCCCCGUCUUCCAGAGCUCCCACUACACGGUCAACGUUAACGAGGAUCGGCCAGCAGGUACCACCGUGGUGUUGAUCAGUGCCACGGACGAGGACACGGGCGAGAAUGCUCGCAUCACCUACUUCAUGGAGGACAGCAUCCCCCAGUUCCGCAUCGACGCAGAUACGGGUGCUGUCACCACGCAGGCUGAGCUGGACUACGAAGACCAGGUGUCUUACACCCUGGCUAUCACUGCUCGGGACAAUGGCAUUCCGCAGAAGUCUGAUACCACCUACCUGGAGAUCCUGGUGAACGACGUGAAUGACAACGCCCCUCAGUUCCUGCGGGAUUCCUACCAGGGGAGUGUCUAUGAGGACGUGCCCCCUUUCACCAGCGUCCUGCAGAUCUCGGCCACCGAUCGGGACUCCGGUCUUAAUGGCAGGGUUUUCUAUACCUUCCAAGGAGGGGAUGAUGGAGACGGGGACUUUAUCGUAGAGUCCACCUCGGGCAUCGUGAGGACACUGAGGAGGCUGGAUCGGGAGAACGUGGCCCAGUACGUCUUGCGAGCAUACGCAGUGGAUAAGGGGAUGCCUCCAGCCCGCACACCCAUGGAAGUGACAGUCACCGUGUUGGAUGUGAAUGACAACCCACCUGUCUUCGAGCAGGAUGAGUUUGAUGUGUUUGUGGAAGAGAAUAGCCCCAUUGGGUUAGCCGUGGCUCGGGUCACAGCCACUGACCCGGAUGAAGGAACAAACGCCCAGAUCAUGUACCAGAUUGUGGAGGGCAACAUCCCUGAGGUCUUCCAACUGGACAUCUUCUCUGGGGAGCUGACUGCCCUGGUGGACUUGGACUAUGAGGACCGGCCUGAGUAUAUCCUGGUCAUCCAGGCCACGUCAGCUCCCCUGGUCAGCAGGGCUACCGUCCACGUCCGCCUCCUUGACCGCAAUGACAACCCACCAGUGCUGGGCAACUUUGAGAUCCUUUUCAACAAUUACGUCACCAAUCGCUCAAGCAGCUUCCCCGGGGGUGCCAUUGGCCGGGUGCCUGCCCAUGACCCCGACAUCUCAGACAGCCUGACGUACAGCUUUGAGCGGGGAAAUGAACUCAGUCUGGUGCUGCUCAAUGCCUCCACGGGAGAGUUGAGACUGAGCCGAGCUCUAGACAACAACCGGCCUCUGGAGGCCAUCAUGAGCGUGUUGGUGUCAGACGGCGUGCACAGCGUGACGGCGCAGUGCGCGCUGCGGGUCACCAUCAUCACCGAUGAGAUGCUCACGCACAGCAUCACGCUGCGCCUGGAGGACAUGUCCCCGGAGCGCUUCCUGUCGCCGCUGCUGGGACUCUUCAUCCAGGCGGUGGCCGCCACGCUGGCCACGCCGCCCGACCACGUGGUGGUGUUCAACGUGCAGCGGGACACGGACGCGCCGGGCGGCCACAUCCUCAACGUGAGCCUGUCGGUGGGCCGGCCGCCGGGGCCCGGGGGCGGGCCCCCCUUCCUGCCCUCCGAGGACCUGCAGGAGCGCCUGUACCUCAACCGCAGCCUGCUGACGGCCAUCUCGGCGCAGCGCGUGCUGCCCUUCGACGACAACAUCUGCCUGCGCGAGCCGUGCGAGAACUACAUGCGCUGCGUGUCGGUGCUGCGCUUCGACUCGUCCGCGCCCUUCAUCGCCUCCUCCUCCGUGCUCUUCCGGCCCAUCCACCCGGUGGGCGGCCUGCGCUGCCGCUGCCCGCCCGGCUUCACCGGGGACUACUGCGAGACCGAGGUGGACCUCUGCUACUCGCGGCCCUGCGGACCCCACGGGCGAUGCCGGAGCCGGGAGGGGGGCUACACCUGCCUCUGCCGCGACGGCUACACCGGUGAGCACUGUGAAGUCAGUGCCCGCUCAGGCCGAUGCACCCCAGGCGUCUGCAAGAACGGGGGCACCUGCGUCAACUUGCUAGUGGGCGGUUUCAAGUGUGACUGCCCGUCUGGGGACUUUGAGAAGCCCUACUGCCAGGUGACCACACGCAGCUUCCCUGCCCGCUCCUUCAUCACCUUCCGUGGUCUGCGCCAGCGCUUCCACUUUACCUUGGCCCUCUCGUUUGCCACCAAGGAGCGCAAUGGGCUGCUGCUGUACAAUGGGCGCUUCAAUGAGAAGCAUGACUUUGUGGCCCUUGAGGUGAUCCAGGAACAGGUCCAGCUUACCUUCUCCGCAGGGGAGUCAACCACCACUGUGUCUCCAUUCGUGCCUGGAGGGGUCAGUGAUGGCCAGUGGCACACAGUGCAGCUGAAAUACUACAAUAAGCCGCUGUUGGGUCAGACAGGGCUCCCGCAGGGCCCAUCCGAGCAAAAGGUGGCCGUGGUGACCGUGGAUGGGUGUGACACCGGAGUGGCUCUGCGCUUCGCAGCCGUGCUGGGCAACUACUCUUGUGCCGCCCAGGGCACCCAAGGUGGCAGCAAGAAGUCUCUAGACCUGACAGGGCCCCUGCUUCUGGGUGGGGUGCCUGACCUACCAGAGAGCUUUCCUGUCCGGAUGCGGCACUUUGUGGGCUGCAUGAGAAACCUGCAGGUGGACAGCCGACACGUGGACAUGGCCGACUUCAUCGCCAACAAUGGCACUGUGCCUGGUUGUCCCACCAAGAAGAACGUGUGUAACAGCAACACGUGCCACAACGGCGGUACCUGCGUGAACCAGUGGGACGCAUUUAGCUGCGAGUGCCCACUGGGCUUUGGGGGCAAGAGCUGUGCCCAGGAAAUGGCCAACCCUCAGCGCUUCCUGGGCAGCAGCCUUGUGGCCUGGCAUGGCCUCUCGCUGCCGAUCUCUCAGCCCUGGCACCUCAGCCUCAUGUUCCGCACACGCCAGGCAGACGGCGUCCUGUUUCAGGCUGUCACCAGGGGGCGCAGCACCAUCACCCUGCAGCUCCGGGGGGGCCACGUGGUGCUAAGUGUGGAGGGUACAGGGCUCCAGGCUUCGUCUUUGCGUCUGGAGCCAGGACGAGCCAACGAUGGUGACUGGCACCAUGCCCAAUUGUCACUGGGAGCCAGUGGGGGCCCUGGCCACGCCAUCCUCUCUUUCGACUAUGGGCAGCAGAGGGCAGAGGGUAACCUGGGUCCCCGGCUGCAUGGACUGCACCUGAGCAACAUUACAGUGGGUGGAGUACCUGGACCAGCCGGUGGUGUGGCCCGAGGCUUCCGAGGCUGCUUGCAGGGCGUGCGGGUAAGCGAGACACCCGAGGGCGUUAGCAGUCUGGAUCCCAGCCGUGGGGAGAGCAUCGGUGUGGAAGCAGGCUGUAGCUGGCCGGACCCCUGUGACUCAAGCCCGUGCCCCGCCAACAGCUACUGCAGCAACGACUGGGACAGCUAUUCUUGCAGCUGUGACCCAGGUUACUAUGGUGACAACUGCACUAACGUAUGUGACCUGAACCCCUGUGAGCACCAGUCUGCGUGUACCCGAAAGCCCAGUGCUCCCCACGGCUACCUCUGCGAGUGUCCCCCAAAUUACCUCGGGCCGUACUGUGAGACCAGAAUUGACCAGCCUUGCCCCCGUGGCUGGUGGGGGCACCCCACGUGUGGCCCGUGCAACUGUGACGCCAGCAGAGGCUUUGACCCAGAUUGUAACAAGACAAGCGGCGAGUGCCACUGCAAGGAGAACCAUUACCGGCCCCCGGGCAGUCCCACCUGCCUCCUGUGUGACUGCUAUCCUACAGGCUCUUUGUCCCGAGUCUGUGACCCUGAGGAUGGCCAGUGUCCAUGCAAGCCUGGUGUCAUCGGGCGCCAGUGUGAUCGCUGUGACAACCCUUUUGCUGAGGUCACCACCAAUGGCUGUGAAGUGAAUUAUGACAGCUGCCCGCGGGCCAUUGAGGCCGGGAUCUGGUGGCCCCGCACACGCUUCGGGCUGCCUGCUGCUGCGCCCUGCCCCAAAGGCUCCUUCGGGACUGCUGUGCGCCACUGUGAUGAGCACAGAGGGUGGCUCCCCCCAAGCCUCUUCAACUGCACGUCGGUCACCUUCUCAGAGCUGAAAGGCUUCGCCGAGCGGCUACAGCGGAAUGAAUCGGGCCUGGACUCGGGACGCUCCCAGCGGCUGGCCCUGCUCCUGCGCAAUGCCACGCAGCACACAGCUGGCUACUUCGGCAGCGAUGUCAAGGUGGCCUACCAGCUGGCCACACGGCUGCUGGCCCACGAGAGUGCGCAGCGGGGCUUCGGGCUGUCUGCCACGCAGGACGUGCACUUCACCGAGAAUCUACUUCGGGUGGGCAGCGCCCUCCUGGAUGCAGCCAACAAGAGGCACUGGGAGCUGAUCCAACAGACAGAGGGUGGCACGGCCUGGCUGCUCCAGCACUAUGAGGCCUACGCUAGCGCCCUUGCCCAGAACAUGCGGCACACCUACCUAAGCCCCUUUACCAUCAUCACACCCAACAUCGUCAUCUCUGUAGUGCGCCUGGACAAGGGCAACUUUGCUGGGGCCAAGCUGCCCCGUUAUGAGGCGCUGCGCGGGGAGCGGCCCCCAGACCUCGAGACAACCGUCAUUCUGCCCGAGUCUGUCUUCAGAGAGAUCCCCCCCAUGGUGAGGCCCGCGGGCCCUGGGGACGCCCAAGAGCCCGAGGAGUCGGCGCGGCGGCAGAGGCGGCACCCAGAGCUGAGCCAGGGAGAGGCCGUGGCCAGCGUCAUCAUCUACCGCACCCUGGCCGGUCUGCUGCCCCACAACUAUGACCCGGACAAGCGCAGCCUCAGAGUCCCCAAGAGACCUGUCAUCAACACGCCUGUGGUGAGCAUCAGCGUCCACGAUGACGAGGAACUCCUGCCCCGUGCCUUGGACAAGCCGGUCACGGUCCAGUUCCGGUUGCUGGAGACUGAAGAGAGGACCAAGCCCAUCUGCGUCUUCUGGAACCAUUCUAUUCUGGUCAGCGGCACCGGUGGCUGGUCAGCCCGAGGCUGUGAGGUCGUCUUCCGAAACGAGAGCCACGUCAGCUGCCAGUGCAACCACAUGACAAGCUUCGCUGUGCUCAUGGACGUGUCUCGGCGGGAGAACGGUGAGAUCCUGCCACUGCGGACCCUGACAUAUGUGGCCCUUGGAGUCACCCUGGCUGCUCUGCUGGUUACCUUCCUCUUCCUCACUCUCCUCCGUGCCCUGCGCUCCAACCAACAUGGCAUCCGACGCAACCUCACAGCUGCCCUAGGCCUGGCCCAGCUUGUCUUCCUCCUGGGGAUCAACCAGGCUGACCUCCCUUUUGCUUGCACAGUGAUUGCCAUCCUGCUGCAUUUCCUCUACCUCUGCACCUUCUCCUGGGCUCUGCUGGAGGCCCUGCACCUGUACCGGGCGCUUACGGAGGUGCGCGACGUCAACGCCGGCCCCAUGCGCUUCUACUACAUGCUGGGCUGGGGCGUGCCUGCCUUCAUCACAGGUCUAGCUGUGGGCUUGGACCCCGAGGGCUACGGGAACCCCGACUUCUGCUGGCUCUCCAUCUACGAUACACUCAUUUGGAGUUUUGCUGGCCCAGUGGCCUUCGCCGUCUCGAUGAGUGUCUUCCUGUACAUCCUGGCAGCCCGGGCCUCCUGUGCUGCCCAGCGGCAGGGCUUCGAGAAGAAAGGCCCUGUCUCGGGCCUGCGCCCCUCCUUCGCUGUCCUGCUGCUGCUGAGUGCCACAUGGCUACUGGCGCUGCUGUCUGUCAACAGCGACACCCUCCUCUUCCACUACCUCUUCGCUGCCUGCAAUUGUGUCCAGGGCCCCUUCAUCUUCCUUUCGUACGUGGUGCUCAGCAAGGAGGUCCGGAAAGCACUCAAGUUUGCCUGCAGCCGAAAGCCCAGUCCCGACCCUGCUCUGACCACCAAGUCCACUCUGACCUCGUCGUACAACUGCCCCAGCCCCUAUGCAGAUGGGCGUCUGUACCAGCCCUAUGGAGACUCAGCCGGUUCGCUGCAUAGUGCCAGCCGCUCAGGCAAGAGCCAGCCCAGCUACAUCCCCUUCUUGCUGAGGGAGGAGUCAACACUGAACCCUGGCCAGGGCCCCCCCGGCCUGGGGGACCCAGGUGGCCUGUUCUUGGAAGGUCAAGACCAACAGCACGAUCCCGACACGGACUCUGACAGUGACCUGUCCCUGGAAGAUGACCAGAGUGGUUCCUAUGCCUCUACCCACUCAUCCGACAGCGAGGAGGAGGAAGAGGAGGAAGAGGCCGCCUUCCCUGGCGAGCAGGGCUGGGACAGCCUGCUGGGUCCUGGAGCUGAGAGAGUGCCCCUGCACAGCACCCCCAAGGAUGGGGGUCCAGGGCCUGGGAAGGUCCCCUGGCCAGGAGACUUUGGGACCACCGUAAAGGAGAGUGGUGGCAGUGGGGCCCUUGAAGAGCGGCCGCGGGAGAAUGGAGACGCUCUGUCUCGGGAGGGGUGUCUGGGCCCCCUUCCGGGCCCUUCUGCCCAGCCCCACAAAGGCAUCCUCAAGAAGAAGUGUCUGCCCACCAUCAGCGAGAAGAGCAGCCUCCUGCGGCUGCCCCUGGAGCAGGGCACAGGGUCUUCCCGGGCCUCCUCCGCCAGCGAGGGCAGCCGAGGUGGGCCCCCUCCCCGCCCACCACCGCGCCAGAGUCUCCAGGAGCAGCUGAACGGGGUCAUGCCCAUUGCCAUGAGUAUCAAGGCAGGCACUGUGGACGAGGACUCAUCAGGCUCCGAAUUUCUCUUCUUUAACUUCCUGCAUUAACCCCGGGCCGGUGGUGGUUCCGAGACUCCCCUCCCUUCCCCAGCUGCGCUCACGCCCCACUCCCGUCUUGUGCUUUAUCCUGCCCCUGCUCCCCAUCGCCUGCCCACAGCGAGGAAACUUCCAUCUGAAGAGCCUGGGCCUUGCACCUAAGGCCGCCUAGUGCCAAGCCCCUCCCCCAACUGCCCCCUCACUGCACUUUGGACCCCUGGGGCCAACAUCUCCAAGACAAAGUUUUUCAGAAAACGAGGAAAAAAAAAAAAAAAGAAUUUAAAAAAGGAUCUCCACUCUUCAUGACUUCAGGGAUUAAUUUUUUUUUUAAUGUAUCCACUGGAAACUGACUCCCCUUUCCCUUCCCAAAGAGGAUAGGACCUCCCAGGAUGCUUCCCAGCCUCUCCUCAGUUUCCCAUCUGCUGUGCCUCUGGGAGGAGAGGGACUCUUAAGGGGCCUGCCCCUCACUUACCAUCACCAAAAGGAAAGGACAAAGCCACACGCACCGGGGGGCACGGGCCCCUGCAAGGCUGCACCUGGCGGGCAGGCCUCAGUUGGUGAGGGGUCAGGCAAGGCGCGCUCCUCACCCGCCAAUGCCACCUCUCCCAGGAACUGGAAAGCCCUGUCUGGCCAGGGGCAGAAGGACUCAACGCCCCUGGACCCCCAAAUGCUGCAUGAACCAUAUUAAGGGGAAGCCUGUGCCCCCAUCCAGGCAGAGACGGCCGCCCUAGCCCCUCUCCUUUUCCUGGACUCUGGCCACGUGCCACAGCCCAGGUGUUUGCUCAGUUUGCUGACCCCAAAGUGCUUCAUCUCUCUGCCGGCCCCUCCCGGGGAAGGCCAGUCACGUUCAGUUGCGCUUCUUUGCUGUGGGUGGGUGGGGCCAGGACAAGAGUAAGCACAGAGCUGGCUUGGUGGCCUCGUGGGGCCUCAAGUACAGAUUUCAAGUCUGGGUUCUGGUGUCCACUCACCCACUUCCCCCACCCCAAUCAGACAAAUGCCACUUUGUCUGACCUGCUGUGGCCUCUGAGACAUGUUCUAUUUUUAACCCCUUCCUGGAAUUGGCUCUCUUCUUCAAAGGACCAGGUCCUGUUCCUCCUUGUUCCCCUCCUCCACCCCAGCUCCCUGUGAAGAGAGAGUUAAUAUAUAUUUUUAUUUAUUUGCUUUUUGUGUUGGGAUGGGUUUGUGUCCAGUCCCAAGGGGGGGGGUCUGAUGUGGCCACUGCAGGUUGGGUGUGCACCCAGCAUCCCUGGCUUCGGGGCCUACCAUCCGUCCUUCCUCUCGAUCCACUUCUUUCCUCAGUUUUACCAGCCGCCGUUCAUUUGAGUCACCCUUUACUCUAAGCAUGAAUUCCAGACUCGUCACUGACUUUCCUUUUAGAGCAGGUGGCGAGAAAAGAGGUUACAGGCAGGAAAGCGUUCUUGUCCUUCAGUUGGAAGGCUGGCCUCUGGCACUUCUGCCACGGACUCUCCCCUCUCCCCUCUCCCAGCAGCAAUUCCUGUAAAGGGUUAAAAAUUUAACUGAUUUUUUUUUUUUUUUUUUUUUUUUUUUUACUACUGAUGACUUGACUUAAAAAUACAAAGAUGCUGGAUGCUAACUUGAUACUAACCAUCAGAUUGUACAGUUUGAUUGUUACUGUAAAUAUGAUAGAGUUUUGUUGUUGUUUUUCCAUUCCCCAUCGUACCGAAUAAACUAGUUCUGCGCAGGUA